AUGUUGCGAACUGUGUUGUCACGUGUGUCUACACAACUUCGAACGGCCAGCUCAAUGCCGGCACCCAUAAGGGAUGUUCAGCCAAAGCACACGAAACUCUUCAUAAAUAACGAAUGGGUUGAUGCGGUGAGCAAAAAGACGUUCGAAACGAUCAACCCAGCCACUGGCAAGGUGAUAACGACUGUUGCGAAGCUGAUAAAGCAGAUGUCGACAAAGCAGUAA
Messenger RNA from Ostertagia ostertagi, 222 nucleotides. The record is from the annotation of a GenBank genome assembly. NCBI's taxonomy places the organism in Eukaryota, Metazoa, Nematoda, Chromadorea, Rhabditida, Trichostrongylidae.